Messenger RNA from Salvia hispanica, 1189 nucleotides. It is a transcript of the gene CLH2, whose product is annotated as chlorophyllase 2. Gene Ontology annotation, molecular function: chlorophyllase activity. The record is from RefSeq and is a predicted model, not a curated record. NCBI's taxonomy places the organism in Eukaryota, Viridiplantae, Streptophyta, Magnoliopsida, Lamiales, Lamiaceae. Gene Ontology annotation, biological process: chlorophyll catabolic process.
ACAUCUCACAACUCCCAAAUAUCAUCUCACAAAAUUCCAUGCUUUCACACUAUAUCCCAACUAGUGAGGUUUUAAGGGCCACACAAAUUUCAACUUUUCAUGGGUAGGAAGAAAGGUAAGGCUGAAGAAUUGCCAUAGUCAUGAGUCCUUCAACUACUAUUCCUUCCACAAAUGUUUUUGAGAUUGGAAAUUACACCACUACAUUAAUAAAAGCUGAGCCAAACGUAUGCAAUAGAAAUAAGAAUAGAAAUAAUAGCCCUCCAAAACCAGUGUUGAUAUGCAGCCCCAUAGAAGAAGGUGUUUUCCCAGUGUUAUUGUUCCUUCAUGGCUAUCUUCUCUACAACUCUUUCUACUCUCUCCUUCUCCAACACAUAGCAUCCCAUGGUUUCAUCGUCGUUGCACCGCAGUUGUACUUGAUAGCAGGAUCAGAUGCAAAUGGAGAAAUUAAGACAACUGCAGAAAUAACCAAUUGGUUGGCCCUAGGAUUAGGGCAAGUUCUACCACCAGAAGUGAAGGCAGAUUUGGGUAAAUUAGGACUAGCUGGACAUAGUCGAGGAGGAAAAGUUGCAUUCGCAUUUGCUCUAACAAAAUCAACUUCCCUAAAGUUCUCAGCCCUAAUUGGCAUUGACCCGGUCGAUGGAAGCGACGUUGGGAAGCAAACUCCCCCACCCGUCCUCACCUACGUCCCGCAUUCCUUUGAUCUGGAUGGCACUGCGGUGCUAGUGGUGGGGGCGGGACUGGGGGAGGUGCCGCGGAAUCCGCUUUUUCCGCCGUGUGCUCCAAAAGGAGUGAAUCACAAAUACUUCUACAGUGAGUGUUGCAAGCCAGCUUACUACUGCGUGGCCAAGGACUACGGCCACCUUGACAUGCUCGACGAUGAUACUAAAGGGAUACGGGGCAGGCCGACAUAUUGUGUGUGCAAGAAUGGGGAGUCUAGGGGCCCAAUGAGGAUAUUUGUUGGGGGCAUUUUGGUGGCAUUUUUGAAAGCAUAUUUGGAAGAUGAUGAGAGCGAACUUGUUGCAAUAAGAGAAGGGUAUGAUGAAAAGGUUCCUAUUCAGCUUUCAACAUUCGAAUUUCAAGUCUAGCUCAGUUUAAGAGUUAGCAUAUGUACUAGUAAUAAAGAGACAAUUCAAAAUGUGAAAUGUAGUUUGCAGGAAUUUAUGUUGCCUUUUAACCACUUUCUGGUUAA